Pecten maximus is the source of this 4438-nucleotide messenger RNA. RefSeq names its product regulator of chromosome condensation-like. Lineage: Eukaryota; Metazoa; Mollusca; Bivalvia; Pectinida; Pectinidae. Gene Ontology annotation, molecular function: guanyl-nucleotide exchange factor activity. The record is from RefSeq and is a predicted model, not a curated record. Gene Ontology annotation, cellular component: cytoplasm.
UUAAUAUCAAUUAUUUAUUUUUCUAUAUCUUAUACAACUCCGAAUGUAAUCAACCGACCCAAAGGCGUGUUGAUAUUGACAUGAUCGAAAGAAGUCUGAUUGUACCGAUUCGGCAUUCGUUACCACUUUUUGUCGUGAAUAAUGCGAUAAUGUGUAAGGUAUGUCUUCUUAAAAGACUAUGUGAAGUAAGGCUCGAAAUUGGCGUUUCUAACAACGUUCUUUUUCGCCGUAACAACGUGUGGUGUUUGGUAAUAUUGUUUAGUAGCUACUGUUGUAGACACUAGCGUAUGUGUCGAAUGCUUUUCCGCUACACUUGCAGUCGAGGCCAGUUUUUUGCAAUUUUUAUAUUUCAGAUCAUGCCUGGUAGAGGAAAGAAACGAUCUAGGGAGUCUGAAGGCAGCACAAACGGAGAAUCAAAGAGACACAAAAUUGGGCACUGUUCCCAUAGAUGUGAAGAAGGUGUGGUACUGGUUUUGGGGGAGGGAGAUGUAGGCCAGCUUGGCCUUGGUGAAGAUGUUUUGGAGCGAAGCAGACCAACCCUUCUGUCAAGCCUGGAUGAAAAAAUCAUUCAAGUUGUGUGUGGUGGAAUGCACACGGUUUGUGUAACUGCCAAAGGGGAGGCUGUGCUGAACAAGGACAGUUGGGAAGAGUGGCCGAAUGUUUUACAAGCAGAGGAGGCAGAAAGGGCUUAAGUUUUAUUUUGACUCCAGCUAAAGUGAAGUGUAGGCGAAGGAAGACAGUUUUCAGUGAUGUAUGGGCUGGCCAGUUUGCAACCUAUGCUCAGGAAUCAAGCACUGGGGAGGUGUUCUCCUGGGGACUCAAUAAUUACUUCCAACUAGGGUUUAGUGACAUGCAGAAUCGCUUUGUACCAGAAAGAGUUGGUUCCUUUUCUGGCAAGAAGUGGCUGAAAUUGGAUGGUGGCCAACAUCAUACAGUUGCCAUGGACACAAAUGGUAAAGUAUAUACACUAGGCAGGUCAGAGUAUGGCCGCCUAGGGCUAGGGGAGAAUGUCAAAACAGAGAAGACAGAACCUACAGUAGUGCCAGGAGUUCCCGAGGACUGCAUGGAUAUAGCGGCUGGUCAAUCAGUUUCUUUUGCUUUGACAAAAUCUGGGGCUGUAUAUGGCUGGGGAAUGGGAACAAGCCAGCAGCUUGGAAUAGGCAAUGAUGAUGAUGAUGCUUGGAUACCUACCAAAAUGGGUGGAAAGCAGCUUGAAAACAGGUCGGUGAUAAUGGUUUCUUCUGGAGGACAACAUACUGUAUUACUUGCAAAGGACAAGCAAACUUCCUGAAUUGACUGGGAACACAGAAAUUAGAAACGCAUGGCUUCCUACCAUCGAUGUGAUGCUGGAUUUGAGUUUAUCCAUAAUUACACAGGCUGAAAUUUGGGAUUUAAAUUUCUCUUGUGUUCAAGCUCAUGAAAGGUGACUCUAUGACCAGAUGACAUUUUAACCAUGUUUUGAUCUGUUUUAUCCUGCUGUUGUAGAAACUUAAGUGAUGAGAAGUAGGCUUUGGAGAAAAUAGUGAUAAGCUGUGAUGACGUAGCUUUAUCAAAUUGAACUGAACCUGACCCCUUGUUUGUGAUGACUUUUGACUGAUUGUUAAUGAAAAGCAAUUUUGCAUGUUAAAUGUCUUGAGUCUAGAAUAUUAUUUACUCUUAAUAACAUGUUUUUGUUUGUCUCAUCUAUUCUAAAUAGUCCUCGCAUUUAUUUGACUCCACCAUGUCUGCACAAAUUAUUUUGAUGUUUUAUUAGGUUUGAAUAGUGAUAUUGUCAAACUGAUGUCUCCUUGUUCUUUGUAUCAAUCUAACAUUGUCAAACUGUCCUGUAACCAUCUAUAUCAUUAUCAAAGUGUCCUUUGUAGUCAAACCGUCCCUUGUUACCCAUCUGUACUGUUCUCAAACUCUCCUUUGUAGCCAUCUGUAUCAUUGUCAAACUCUCCUUUGUAGCCACACGAGACCUUUAAAGUACCAUGGACUGUCUGAAGUGUUGAGUUGUUUUACACUAUGUUGCAACAGUAUCUAUUUCCAUUUUCAAUUGUUAGAACAUUUUCAUAACGAUGCAAUGUGGAUUUUAAUUUAAAUGUCUUAUAAUUUAUAUUGUAACCUGCGAAACAAAUUCAUGACAAAUUUCAAUCAUCAUUAGAGCCCUGUAAAAAGGUGGUCACUCUGGUGUUAUUUUCACUUCUUUUUCUUCUUCUAAAGUCUAGUGAAAAUUUCAGGAAACCUUUUUUUUUUGCUUUAUUUUCUUCAGUUUAUAUCAAUUCCUGAUGUUUCACACAUAGACAAUAUUAUAUUUAGAUGCAGUGUGCAUUGGGAUUUUUCCAAGGCAAGGUGUAUGUAACCUAGCAAAAAAUAAACAUGUAUCAUAUAAAUGUCGGGUACAAGUAGGGGCUCUUAGUAGUCUUGUCUGUAUUUUAGUUGCUCAAAGGAAAUUGGAGCAAUAAUUGUCCGAGUAUGCUGGUAAAAAGACUACCAGUGAAAUUGUUGAUUCUGAAGUCUGGUAUAAAACUACUCCAUCAGAGCUUCAAUGCAUGCAAAAUGUGCAAGAAACUGUUUUAAUAGAGAAUAGAAUACUGGGAAGGACUAUAAUAAUCCUGUAUUAAGCCCAGUCAUUAACAUUUGAACUAUUUGACAGAUGGCAUUUAAUAAAAACAAUAAUAAAAUCAAAUAGUGGAUAUACCACAAAAGAUGAAUGUUGAGAAGUCGUGUUAUUUUAAAUACCAUAUCAAUCAAAAUCAUCUGUAUUUACCGGAGAAUUAACCAAUGGAUGCCUAUUGCAAUUCAUUGUAAAAGCUAUUAACUAAUGCUUUAUCUUUUUCCUGCAUUACUUCAUAACUUGAGAUUUUGUAUUAGUAUUACAGCAAACAAUUAUAUUGCAAAAUGUUAAAUACCAGUAAAGAUUGAAGUAAUGUUCUUUUGAAGUUGAUGGUGUAGGAAUGUCCAUUAAAUAUUUGCCCACUUGACUAAUUAGUCAAUUACUGUGGUAGUUAGGCGACUUGGAAAAGUAAAUAUCAGUUAUACAUGUCUUUCAAGUCAUGAGUUGAAGCAGUAUUUUAUUAGUCAUACAACAGUUUAUUGCAUUCGCUGCUUCACCAAAGGAAAUAUGUCGUUGCAUCAGAGUAUUCACAAUGUGACUAGUUAUAAGUUAGUGUGCCAUUAAGUUCAAGAAGUGUCUGUUAUCACAGCAUAUCUCCUGUUGAGGUAAACACAGCGAUAUUGAGUUUGUAACAGUGAGUCUGUAACAGAAAAUUUGGAGCUUUGCUUAAAUAGAUUUUGAGAUGAGUAGAAGACAAAACAUUUUGCAGACUACACAUGUACUCUGCUUUAGUUUAUUAAGAAAAGAUGGAGCACAUAUUAAUCACAAAUCUCUUGAAAGCAACAAUUCAAUUGAGCUUAAAUAGUUAUAGAACCUGUUCACAGUUGUGUAACAGAUUGUGACAUGUAAGAACAAAAUCCAAAUGGCAAACAUGUAAUAUUAGAGUGAGCUGUUAUUCGUGAGGGCAGUGUCUAUUUAGUGUUUUAUGGUGACCGCUUAAGUGCCAACAAGUGUUCAAAUUUAGCUAUUAGUGGUUUUAACUUAAUGUAAUUUUUGUAUGAAUAAGUACCUUUAUGUAAACAGAACAUGGUUGGAGAGCAUGGCAGAACAUUGUACAUUUCCAUAGCAUUCACCUAUUUGUAUUGUGAGUUUUGUAAUUACUUAAAAAUGACCAAAUGAACAUGUUUAGAUAGUGAUAAUGAGUUGAUCAGCUAUGUAUGUCAAGUUUGUUGAAUGGAAGUUUGAUGCGAGAACUAUUAUAGAUAGGUUAGAUUGUAUGAAUGAUAUAGUACUUGUGUAACAUGUUUGUGAACUGUCAUUGUUGGCAGGUGUUUUUACAUUAAAACCAAACAGUCCAUCAGUAGUUAAUUAUAAAAAGCUGUCUGAAGAAAGCUCAAAUAAUGAACUAAGUGCAGCUGGCAUUGUUUCACGUAGUAACUCUCAGUAAAGUGAAUCUAUUGAUCAUAUCAAUAACAGGUCAUGUUAUUGUAUCAUUGUUUAGGUUGCACAGUUGAAAUUACUAUAUAUACUGGAUGUUACCGACUCUCACUGGGACCGGUUGUAAUCUUCCUCUCAGUAAAUUACCAUAAAACUUAGAUAAUGGUAUCGGCCUUACUAUGAACAGGUCAUGGUAUCGAUGAUGGCAUCGGCCAUACUAUGAACAGGUCAUGGUAUCAUUUUCUAGGUUACACAGUUCAGAUAACAUCAUACAGUUUGGGCAUGAAGUGCAGGUGUUUUAUGGUAGGCGUGAAAGUACAGACUAGAAGUUAUAGGUCUUACAAGUUGUUGCCAGUUAGAUGCAUGAGACAUUAUAUAACUCUGCAAUUUGUUACAUCACGUUUUCUCUCAUUAGAAAAUAAAUUUUCUGAAAGCAACUUCCAAAAAUUUUAACAGGAAGGUUCA